This is a messenger RNA of Impatiens glandulifera, 864 nucleotides long. RefSeq names its product F-box protein GID2-like. The transcript has a single exon. The coding region runs from base 39 to 605 and encodes 188 amino acids. Gene Ontology annotation, biological process: regulation of gibberellic acid mediated signaling pathway. The record is from RefSeq and is a predicted model, not a curated record. NCBI's taxonomy places the organism in Eukaryota, Viridiplantae, Streptophyta, Magnoliopsida, Ericales, Balsaminaceae. Gene Ontology annotation, cellular component: SCF ubiquitin ligase complex. Gene Ontology annotation, molecular function: protein binding.
CAUCAAUCUUCAAAUAACCGCUCAUCUCUCCGUUGUUUAUGAAGAGAUCAAUCGAUUCCUCCUCCGCCGGCGAUAAUCUGAAGAUGAAAAAGAUCAAAUCAGAACAGGAAACAGAUCUAACGGAAGCCGAUAAGUCAGAAUUGGUAUUGACAGACGAUAACUUGCUUUACGAGAUCCUGAAACACGCCGACGCCAAAACGCUAGCCGCGGUUUCCUGCGUUAGCAAGCAAUGGAACAAGACAUCGCAGGACGAACGUCUUUGGGAGAUGAUAUGUACUAAACAAUCUGCUAACAUCGGUUGCGGUAUCCACCAGCUCAGAUCCGUUGUUCUAGCCCUAGGCGGUUUCCGUCGCCUUCACUCUCUUUACCUAUGGCCUCUCUCCAACAAGCCUUCGAGUUCAUCAUCGUCGUCGUCGUCUACUCCUCCUUUUGAUUCAUCUUGGCCUUGUUUCCCUCCAACUCCGCCUCCUGCUGUUGUAGGUCCGAGUAGAUCCACCGCCGCGGGAUCGAAAACACGGUGGGGAAAGGAUGAGGUACUCCUCUCUGUCUCUCUACUCUCGAUUCGGUAUUUCGAGAAGAUCAAUCAGAACACUAUCGGGAAGUGAAUUGAUUGAUCAGAUUCCAUUUGCUAUAUAUAUAUAUAUGUUUGUAGUUUAUCUUGAUCUAUCUGAAUUAUUGAAUCUGAUUGAUCGUUUCAUGAUCAUUUAGAUAUGUAUCCUACCCUAGCUAUGAUUUGGUUUUGGUUUUUGGUUUAUGCUAUAUGGAAUUGGAUGGAUGAUUGAUGAUUAUAUGUAAAUUAGGUCUACUGGUAAAGAAUUUCUUGGAUGAUCUUUUUGAAUUAUGAUUCUGAAGCAGUACUCUGUU